Haliotis rufescens (red abalone) is the source of this 4283-nucleotide messenger RNA. Its product is annotated as receptor tyrosine-protein kinase erbB-2-like. Bases 169 to 2466 code for a protein of 765 amino acids. Gene Ontology annotation, cellular component: signaling receptor complex. NCBI's taxonomy places the organism in Eukaryota, Metazoa, Mollusca, Gastropoda, Lepetellida, Haliotidae. Gene Ontology annotation, molecular function: transmembrane receptor protein tyrosine kinase activity; ATP binding. The record is from RefSeq and is a predicted model, not a curated record. Gene Ontology annotation, biological process: protein phosphorylation; multicellular organism development; positive regulation of kinase activity. The transcript is spliced from 15 exons.
GUUUACCGAAUAGUCGGGAUACAUUUAUUCAUGUUAUAAAAGUGAUCAGUCUGGUAUUGCGAAAACGUGUUGCCAUUUUGAGUUCUUGUUCACUCCAAACCAGUUCAAUUACGAGCAGGGUGCAUCGUGUAUGUCAAGGGAUCAACUGUUUCCGAGUGUCUGAGGUAUAUGAUGGUCAGUCCUUACCUGACACUGAUACUGACCCUACUGGCAACUGCUAUCCCGGUGACAUGUCAAAUUGAUGGAGGGUUCUCAGCGUGGUCGGAGUGGACCACUCCGUCAUGCGCAGUAACAUGUGGAACAACAGCCACGACGCAGGUGCAGAGAACACGGAGCUGCAGCAACCCUCCGCCAAGCAGAAGCGGACAACCAUGCACGGGAAGUUCUAAGGAGACAAAAUUUGUAAGCUGCACAUUUGGUCCCUGUCCAGUACAUGGAGGUUUCUCGCAGUGGACACAGUGGUCCAAUCCGUCAUGCGCAGUAACGUGUGGCUCAUCAGUCACGACGCUGGUGCAGAGACAUCGGAGCUGCAACAACCCUCUACCUAGCUUUGGCGGAUCACCUUGCAGGGGAAGUUCUGCUGAGAGUGCAGUUGUAAACUGCAACUUGACCGACUGUCCAGUUGAUGGAGGGUUCUCAGCGUGGUCGGAGUGGACCACUCCGUCAUGCGCAGUAACAUGUGGAACAACAGCCACGACGCAGGUGCAGAGAACACGGAGCUGCAGCAACCCUCCACCAAGCAGAAGCGGACAACCAUGCACGGGAAGUUCUAAGGAGACAAAAUUUGUAAGCUGCACAUUUGGUCCCUGUCCAGUACAUGGAGGGUUCUCGCAGUGGACACGGUGGACCAAUCCGUCAUGCGCAGUAACAUGUGGCGCAUCAGCCACGAGGAGGGUAGAGAAAACCAGACGAUGCGACAGCCCUGUACCAAGCAAUGGUGGGCGUUAUUGCAUUGGGGAUGCAUAUAAAUUUGAGGAUAGAAAUUGUCAGCUUCCAAACUGCCAAGAUGACGUGGGGUUUAAUACAUGGGGACAAUGGAUUAAUCAAACCUGUGACGUCACAUGCGGAUCAUCAGCCUCCAAGACGGUCACGAGAGUAAGGACUUGCAUGUAUCCAAGUCCACAGAAUGACAGCGGAAACUGCACUGGGCCGUUUGAACAGACGAAAACGGUGAACUGUAACUUAUCCAACUGUGCAGUGGACGGCGGUAUAUCUGAGUGGGAUCAAUGGGAUGACCCCCCGUGUCCAGGGUCAUGUGACGGGGCGGUCAACACAACUUUGACCAGGACCAGAAACAGAACAUGCUCCAACCCUCCUCCCAGUAAUGGCGGCACAGACUGUACAGAAGCCAGGUGGCAGAGGAACACGAAAACGUGUUGUCCAGAGUCAUCGUCUUCCACGCGGCAGCUGGCUGUUGGCAUUUCUGUUGGAGUAGCUGCUCUGCUGGGUCUAAUAGUCAUCAUCGUAUGUGUCAUGAGGCGACGACACUCAUCCGAGAAGGAAAAGCCUUUUGUCCCUGCUAGACUCGAGUUGAUUACGUUAAUGGGCGAGGGGAAGUUUGGUGAGGUGUGGAAGGCUCGAGCCCACGGUAUUAAUUCCAAGGGACAGUGGGACUUCGUGGCUGUGAAGAAGUGCAAAGGUAAUGCCACAGAGGCUGUACGAGAAGACUUCAAACAUGAAAUUGAACUCAUGAAGUCUUUACCGAAACAUCUCCAUGUUGUGAAUUAUCUCCAUUUUUCAGCCAAGGCAGGCUCUGAUAUGCUGAUAAUGGAACUCGUUCCAUUGGGCAAUCUUCUUAACCAUUUACGAUCAAGACGUCCGAAGGCAGGUGCUAGGACGCUGAAAACUGAUACUGGAGCUGAUACACAAGAACUGACAUCUAAAGAACUGACGAUGUUCGCCCACCAGAUAGCCAAAGGAAUGAUUCACCUGCAAAAUAAUAGAAUUGUUCAUCGUGACUUGGCUGCCAGAAACGUACUUCUUGGUGAAAACCUUGUCUGUAAAGUAUCAGACUUGGGCUUGGCCAGAAAACUCGCAGACACAGGUGAAGAUGCAUACGAAACAAAAUCAGGGGGUCCGCUCCCUAUCCGCUGGAUGGCUCCAGAAUCUCUCAAAGAUAGGUUAUUUUCUUCCAAGUCUGAUGUGUGGUCUUUUGGGAUCUUGCUGUGGGAGAUUGUUACCCUAGGGGCCAGUCCUUACCAGGGCCAGUCUGCCAGAGACGUCAUGGGCUUCGUGAUGAGAGGAGGAAGGAUGCCCAUGCCAGACCACUGUGCCCCAGAGUUGUACUCUUUGAUGACGAAAUGUUGGCGCCAUGAGCAGGAGUCGAGACCAGACUUUAAGGAUCUGAGCAGUGAAGUGGACUCUCUGCUGGAGGAGGCUGGCGACUACAUCAAACUGUCAGAUUACCAGGAUCACCUGUAUAUGAUCCUCGAGGGACAAUCUGGUGACGCAGAGGAGAAGGUCUGAGAAUCUUCUAUCAAAGAACAAAUUGGACAUGGCGUGUCUGUACACGUGUCGUUUGCCUUUUGCAAUACAUUGUAGGACAUCAUAAAUGUAUUAAAACAUUAGACUUUUUGUGAAAUCGGCAGUGUAUUCCAGAGGAAUCACUACUUAGUGUCCAGAUCUGUUUGGUCUAUAUGUAAAUAUACACCUGGAACUUAAUUAAGCGCCACCGAACUAAAUAUGACACAGAAUUAUGAAUACCGAAAAUAAGCAAACAACGAUUAUUUAUUAGACAAUAUGGCCCUUUCCCCCACACCAUCACACUGACAAUGCCACGAUCAACGCGAUUGCUGUUGCAUGCACUGCACGUGAAGCACAAUACCCUUGAAUUUUCUAAAAUCAAGUAUGGGUUUUUACCUUUGCACACCUUGAAAAGUAAACAUUUCUUGACAAAGACUGUCUGAUCGUUGUAAACAAACAUCAUGCCACGUCAUAGACUGUCAGAAGCAUUAAGAUGGCAGGUUAUUGGAAUGAAUAAUGCAGGAUUGUCUUUUAGGAAAAUUGGACGGCAACUUGGACAUCGCCAUUCCUUAAUUACAAGAUUAGUGCAAAAAUACCGUGCAACAAAUGAAGUUGAGGAUAGACCACGCCCAGGUCAGCCUCGAAAGACAUCCAGGCGGGAAGAUGCAGCGUUAUUACGGCUUGUUAGGCGACGUCCGUUUAACAACGCUACAGUUUUAAGAUCACAGUGGCUAGGUGGCCGAGCAAUUUCAACCGUCCGAAAACGUUUGAAGGUAGCGGGGUAUAGAGCCAGAAGACCAAUCAAACGUCCACUGUUAACACAGGAACAGAGACGAGCUCGUUUGGCGUGGUCAACUCAACGUCAGAACUGGAACAUUCGAUCAUGGAGGAGAGUUCAUUUUUCUGAUGAAAGCCGGUUCCUUUAGCACAUGGUGGGCGGGCGUACACGUGUCUGGAGGCAGCCGAAUACAGCCAUGGCUGAAACGCAACAUCCUUGAAACCAUUCCUUUGGUGGUGGGUCCGUAAUGGUGUGGGGUUUUGUAUCUUUCUCAUGUAAACUGGACUUGAUCAGUGUGCAUGGCACUCUUAACGGACCUCGAUAUCAGCAUGACAUCUUGGAGACGGCAGUUAUUCCCCAUUUUGUUAACCAUCCAUUGGCCACAAGACCGAUAUUCAUGGAUGACAACGCCCGACCUCACAGAUCACGUGCUGUCCGCGAAUGUUUACGUCAGAAUGCGAUUGAGACAUUUCCUUGGCCAGCACAGAGUCCUGAUCUCAAUCCCAUAGAGCAUCUUUGGGACAUUUUACGUAUUUUUCAAAUAUGUCACCAUUUGAAAAUAAAAUCCAUCAGUAUUCUUCAAACAAAGGGAUUUUUCGGUAGGUUACAACAAGGUUGACUCAUUGAUAUAAAUACGGGUGGCGCUUAAUUAAGUUCCAGGUGUAUAUAUUAGAGCCAGUUGUCAUUUGUUUUCACUUUUUUUUGCAGAAAUUUCUUUGGAAUGUGGAAACGGAUUUGUCUCUUUCAAAUAUAAAUAUAUCAUAAUGUCUCAGUAUAUCAAAUAUUACAAUUACCCUCAAUGCAUGUUUGUUAAACUAGUUUGAAAAUGGAUAAAGAAAGUCAUACUUAAUUUUCGUUUUUUUUAAUGUAUAACAUGGACGGUGGUAACUAUUCAAUGUUUUGGAGGUUUAAACAGGUUCUAAUGUGUGAGUUACAGGGUGACAGAUUACCCUUGAUUGUGUUGUCAGAAAUGACAGAAACAAACAUUGCAAAAGUGGUACGAGUAGCGAAUUUUCAUCUCCAGGGAUCACAAUGGGAUCAA